CAGCCAGGCUGGGAGGCUGAGAAGGAAGCAGUGAAGGAGUGGAUGAGACAACAGCUCCAGGGGGACGGUGUACUCUCAUUUCAUUGGAGCACGUGUAUUUUUAGCUCUUCGUUCCAACUCUAUCACUUUACACUUUUCUUUUCCACUCUGUCUUUGGUGGAGGCUAGCCAUGGGCACCGGUGUGAACAGGUUUCUGUGGUCAGUGCUGCUGCUGCUGCCAGUCUUGGGGCUCUCUGAGGCUCUGCUGGAGAGCUGGAAGCCAGAGAAUUAUCAGAACACCACAGACGACGCACUCAGGUUCCUCAGUGACUACAACAGCAGCACUGCUGAAGAGGUGUUGUUCUCCAGUGUCUCCGCCAGCUGGAACUACAACACCAACAUCACAGAUCACAACUCCAAGCUUCAGGUAAAGGCAUCCCUUGAAGAGCAGGCCUUCUCCUCAGCAUGGGGUUUAAAGGCCAAGCAGGUCUUCUCUAGUCAGAUUCUUGAAGCACUCAACCCUUCAGACAAGAAACUGUUGGACAAGAUCAUGAUACUGGGAGCUGCCAACCUGCCCGAGAAUGAAAGACUAAAGUAUAACAUUCUCAGCACCAUGGACGACAUUUAUUCAACAUCCAAAGUAUAUCCAGAGCCAAACGUAAGCUGGAGCCUGGAUCCUGAGCUCACAGAUAUCAUGGCCAAGUCCAGGAGCUACAAGAGGCUGCUGUAUGUGUGGGAGGGCUGGCGCAAUGCCUCAGGUGUACCUCUCAGGGAGUACUACCCGGAGUUUGUGGAGCUCAGCAACAAAGCCUCUCGAGCUGAUGGGUUUGCGGACACUGGAGCUUACUGGCGCUCUUGGUAUGAGUCUAAAACCUUUGAGGAGGAUAUAGAGGAAAUCUACAGGACCAUUGAACCCCUCUACCAGCAUCUGCACGCCUUUGUGCGUCGCCAGCUCUACAAUCAGUACGGUCCCAAAUACAUCAACCUUAAAGGACCCAUCCCUGCCCACCUGUUAGGAAAUAUGUGGGCCCAGACCUGGAGCAAUAUUUACGGCAUGAUUAUCCCAUUUCCUGACAAACCCAACUUGGAUGUUACUGAUGAAAUGGUCAAAAAAGGCUAUAAUGCCACACACAUGUUUCGUGUUGCUGAGGAGUUCUUCACGUCUUUGGGUUUAGAGAAGAUGCCUGAUGAGUUCUGGGAUGAAUCCAUGCUGGUGAAGCCUGAGGAUCGAGAGGUGGUGUGCCAUGCUUCUGCCUGGGAUUUUAAGAACCGCAAAGACUUUAGGAUAAAGCAGUGCACCGCAGUAACGAUGGAGCAGCUCUUUACUGUACACCAUGAAAUGGGGCAUAUCCAGUACUACCUGCAGUACAAGGACCAGCCUGUGGGCUACCGUGACGGAGCCAAUCCUGGUUUUCAUGAGGCUAUUGGCGAUGUUUUGUCUCUCUCUGUGUCCACACCCAAACAUCUGCAAACCAUUCAUCUGCUGGAUAGUGUGACCAAUGACAUCGAAACUGAUACUAACUACCUAUUGAAGAUGGCUCUGGAGAAGAUAGCCUUCCUUCCUUUUGGCUACCUUAUUGACCAGUGGAGGUGGGGUGUGUUCAGUGGACGUACACCUCCAGAUCGCUACAACGCUGAUUGGUGGUACCUCAGGACAAAAUACCAAGGCAUCUGCCCACCUACCAGGCGUACAGAGGAGCACUUUGAUGCUGGGGCAAAAUACCACAUCCCUUCAAACACGCCAUACAUCAGGUAUUUUUUCAGCUAUGUCCUGCAGUUCCAGCUUCAUGAAAAACUCUGUGAGGCAGCCAACCAAACAGGUCCCUUGCACAGAUGUGACAUCUACCAGUCCAAAGAAGCAGGAAAUUUUAAAUAAUACAAUUUCAUUCUAACCCCCUCCAGGAAAAUUCUAGAGGCAGGCUCCUCCAAACCUUGGCCUGAAGUGCUCCAGGAUGCUAUAGGGACCAACAGGUUGGAUGCCAGCUCACUGAUGAAAUACUUUGACCCCAUUAUUAAGUGGCUGGAAAAGCAAAAUGUGGACGAGACAUUGGGAUGGCCUGACAGCAACUGGGUCCCACCCAUCCCUGAGGGCUACCCUGAGGAUUUGACUGGAACACAGAUGAGGUUGAUGCAAAGACAUUUCUGGACAAGUAAAAAAACACACCUUGGUGUUGUGGAACACCUAUACCUUAAGAAGAACCUGGAGAUGUCAUCCCAUACCCUGAAGUAUGGACAGAAGGCCCAUCAGUACGACACCACUGAGGACGGCUCGGUCAAACGCAUGAUCAAAAAACGGCACGACAGGAAGAGGAUCAAACAGUGCACUAUGGAUGACCUGAUCACGGCGCACCAUGAGAUGGGCCAGAACAGCCCGUGUCCUUCUGCAAUAGAACAACAGAAGCUUGCUGAAUGUGCUGGCUGCAGCACUGCUCAGGUGUACAAUAUUUUAAGCCUUCUCAACCUUCAGCCUUCAAUCCCAUCACCCCCCUCCCCUUUCAUUCUCCUGUCCCCUCUCUCUUUCAUUCCCCCCGUCUCUAUUCCUCCCCCUACCUCUGUUGUCACUAAGCUGAAGGAGGGAGCUGAGAGCAAACUCUUCCUUCCAACUCUAUCACUUUACACUUUUUCUUCUCCACUCUUUCUUUGGUGGAGGCUAGCCAUGGGCACCGGUGUGAACAGGUUUCUGUGGUCAGUGCUGCUGCUGCUGCCAGUCUUGGGGCUCUCUGAGGCUCUGCCAGACAGCUGGAAGCCAGGGAAUUAUCAGAACACCACAGACGACGCACUCAGGUUCCUCAGUGACUACAACAGCACUGCUGAAGAGGUGUUGUUCUCCAGUGUCUCCGCCAGCUGGAACUACAACACCAACAUCACAGAUCACAACUCCAAGCUUCAGGUAAAUGCAUCCCUUGAAGAGCAGGCCUUCUCCUCAGCAUGGGGUUUAAAGGCCAAGCAGGUCUUCUCUAGUCAGAUUCUCAAAGCACUCAACCAUUCAGACCAGAAACUGUUGGACAAGAUCAUGAUACUGGGAGCUGCCAACCUGCCCGAGAAUGAAAGACAAAAGUAUAACACAAUUCUCAGCACCAUGGACAACAUUUAUUCAACAUCCAAAGUAUAUCCAGAGCCAAACGUAAGCUGGAGCCUGGAACCUGAGCUCACAGAUAUCAUGGCCAACUCCAGGAGCUACAAGAGGCUGCUGUAUGUGUGGGAGGGCUGGCACAAUGCCUCAGGUGUACCUCUCAGGGAGUACUACCCGGAGUUUGUGGAGCUCAGCAACAAAGCCUCUCGAGCUGAUGGGUUUGCGGAUACUGGAGCUGACUGGCGCUCUUGGUAUGAGUCUAAAACCUUUGAGGAGGAUAUAGAGGGACUCUACAGGACCAUUGAACCCCUCUACCAGCAUCUGCACGCCUUUGUGCGCCGGAAGCUCUACAACCAGUACGGUCCCAAAUACAUCAACCUAAAAGGACCCAUCCCUGCCCACCUGUUAGGAAAUAUGUGGGCCCAGACCUGGAAUAAUAUUUAUGGCAUGAUGAUCCCAUUUCCUGACAAACCCAACUUGGAUGUGACUGAUGAAAUGGUCAAACAAGGCUAUAAUGCCACGCACAUGUUUCGUGUUGCCGAAGAGUUCUUUACAUCUUUGGGUUUAGAGAAGAUGCCUGAUGAGUUCUGGGAUGAAUCCAUGCUGGUGAAGCCUGACAAUCGAGAGGUGGUGUGCCAUGCUUCUGCCUGGGAUUUUUAUAACCGCAAAGACUUUAGGAUAAAGCAGUGCACAACAGUAACGAUGGAACAGCUCUUUACUGUACACCAUGAAAUGGGGCAUAUCCAGUACUACCUGCAGUACAAGGACCAGCCUGUGGGCUACCGUCGUGGAGCCAAUCCCGGUUUUCAUGAGGCUAUUGGCGAUGUUUUGUCUCUCUCUGUGUCCACACCCAAACAUCUGCAUACCAUAGAUCUGCUGGACAGUGUGACCAAUGACAUUGAAACUGAUACUAACUACCUAUUGAAGAUGGCUCUGGAGAAAAUAGCCUUCCUUCCUUUUGGCUACCUUAUUGACCAGUGGAGGUGGGGUGUGUUCAGUGGACGUACACCUCCAGAUCGCUACAACGCUGACUGGUGGUACCUCAGGACAAAAUACCAAGGCAUCUGCCCACCUACCAGGCGUACAGAGGAGCACUUUGAUGCUGGGGCAAAAUACCACAUCCCUGGAAACACGCCGUACAUCAGGUAUUUUGUCAGCUUCAUCCUGCAGUUCCAGCUUCAUGAAAAACUCUGUGAGGCAGCCAAUCAAACAGGUCCCUUGCAUAGAUGUGACAUCUACCAGUCCAAAGACGCAGGAGCAAUUUUAAAGAAAAUUCUAGAGGCGGGCUCCUCCAAACCUUGGCCUGAAGUGCUCCAGGAUGCUAUAGGGACCAACAGGUUGGAUGCCAGCUCACUGAUGAAAUACUUUGACCCCAUUAUUAAGUGGCUGGAAAAGCAAAAUGUUGGCGAGACAUUGGGAUGGCCUGACUUCAACUGGGUCCCACCCAUCCCUGAGGGCUACCCUGAGGAUAUUGACAAGAACACAGACGAGGUUGAUGCAAAGAAGUUUCUGGACGAGUACAACAGCACAGCCGAGGUGGUGUGGAAUGCUUAUACUGAGGCCUCCUGGAAGUACAACACUGACAUCAAUGAAGCCAAUAAGGAGGCGAUGCUUAAGAAGAACCUUGAGAUGUCAGCCCAUACCCUGAAGUAUGGACAGCGGGCCCGUCAGUAUGACACCACUGACUUCCAGGACGGCUCGGUCAAACGCAUCGUCAAAAAACUCAGCGAUAUUGAGAGGGCCGCGCUGCCCUCAACACAACUGGAAGAGUACAACACUCUCCUAUCCAACAUGGAGACCAAAUACAGUGUGGCUGAGGUGUGCAGAGAGAAUGGAACGUGCCACCCAUUGGACCCAGAUCUCCAGAAGAUCAUGGCAGAGUCCAGGGAUUAUGACGAGCUGUUGUUUGCCUGGAAAGGAUGGAGAGAUGCUGCUGGCAAAGUGCUGCGCUCUGAUUACAAGAGAUAUGUUGAACUGGCCAACACAGCUGCCAAACUCAAUGGUCACACUGAUAAUGGGGCUUUCUGGCGUUCCCUGUAUGAAACCCCCACCUUUGAGCAAGACCUGGAGGCUCUGUGGAAGGAGUUGGAGCCGCUAUACUUAAAUGUGCAUGCCUAUGUCCGCAGGGCUCUGUAUAAAAAGUAUGGUUCCAAGUAUAUCAACCUGAAGGGACCCAUUCCAGCUCAUUUGCUGGGCAACAUGUGGGCACAGACGUGGUCUGGCAUCAUGGAUUUGGUCAUUCCCUAUCCACACGCUACGCAGGUUGAUGCCACUCCUGCAAUGGUUGCACAGGGCUGGAAUGCUAUCAAAAUGUUCCAGGAAUCAGACAAGUUUUUCACAUCUCUGGGUCUGCUGCCAAUGCCACCAGAGUUCUGGGAGAAGUCCAUGCUGGAGAAGCCAUCUGAUGGACGCCAGGUGGUGUGCCACGCCUCUGCAUGGGAUUUCUAUAACCGAAAAGACUUCAGGAUCAAACAGUGCACAGUUGUGACUAUGGAUGAUCUGAUCACGGUGCACCAUGAAAUGGGCCAUGUCCAGUACUUCCUGCAGUAUAAAGAACAGCCUGUGUCCUUCCGUGAUGGAGCCAACCCCGGUUUCCAUGAAGCCAUUGGCGAUGUGCUAGCCCUGUCUGUCUCCACUCCCAAACAUCUGCAGAGCAUCGGCCUCCUGGAUAAAGUUGAAAACAAUCGCGAGAGUGAAAUCAACUUCCUGAUGAGCAUGGCGCUUGACAAGAUUGCCUUCCUACCUUUUGGCUACCUAAUGGAUCAGUGGAGGUGGAAGGUAUUUGAUGGACGCAUCCCAUCAUCUGAAUACAAUAAAGAGUGGUGGAACCUCAGAAUGAAGUACCAGGGGUUGUGUCCACCGGUAACCCGCACUGAGGAUGACUUCGACCCAGGUGCAAAGUUCCACAUCCCUGCUAAUGUGCCAUAUGUGAGGUACUUUGUUAGCUUCGUCAUCCAGUUUCAGUUCCACAAGGCUCUGUGUAAUGCUGCCAAGCAUGAUGGACCUCUGCAUAACUGUGACAUCUACAAGUCUAAAGAAGCUGGGAAGCUGCUGGGUGAUGUGAUGAAGCUGGGCUUCAGUAAGCCUUGGCCAGAGGCUAUGACCAUGAUCACUGGCCAACCCAAAAUGAGUGCCCAGCCUCUCAUGGAGUAUUUCAAACCUCUCAUUGACUGGCUAGAGGAAGAGAACAACAAGAACAACGAUAUUCGCGGGUGGCCAGAGUACGACUGGAAACCUUCAAGUGAAGGUAAGGCCAAAGUGGACUUCUUGGGUAUGAGUGUGGAAGGUGCAGCUGCCAUAGCUGGCCAGUGGGUCCUGUUGGUGAUUGGUUUAGUCCUCUUGGUGGCCACCAUCCUAUUGGCCUACAAGUACAGAAAGUCAAAAAAGUCUAAAAGGUCCUUAUCCACGAUGGAGCUCAAACAAAAGGACUAGUCGUCGGUGAUGGCUAACUGUCACUCACACAGUACCAACCUCAAUGUGAACAUCAGUGUUUUUGUGUGCUGUACAGUAUGUCUGAUCAAAUCUGUUUUUCCUUUUGUUCUGCCUCCUUGUCUAGUCUUGUAUAUUUAUUGUAAACACUUUGAGUAAAAUUAAUUUUUGCCUAUGCAAAAGAACAUGACAGUUUUAUAA
This is a messenger RNA of Plectropomus leopardus (leopard coralgrouper), 6682 nucleotides long. Lineage: Eukaryota; Metazoa; Chordata; Actinopteri; Perciformes; Serranidae. The record is from RefSeq and is a predicted model, not a curated record.